This is a messenger RNA of Drosophila busckii, 4929 nucleotides long. RefSeq names its product trichohyalin (gene msl-1). The transcript is spliced from 2 exons. The record is from RefSeq and is a predicted model, not a curated record. NCBI's taxonomy places the organism in Eukaryota, Metazoa, Arthropoda, Insecta, Diptera, Drosophilidae. Gene Ontology annotation, cellular component: MSL complex. Bases 499 to 4212 code for a protein of 1237 amino acids.
UAAAAACAUUUCGUUUGACGAGUGGCAAUGUUUAGCAACCCUGCCUUUGUUUGCAGUGUGGCAACACCAGAAACGCCAUACUUCUAAAAUGCUCGUUUCGUGCUCGUGUAUUUUAUCCGCAUAAUUCUUGAAACUGGCAAAGACAACGGCAAGCCGCAUUUUGAAUACUUCCACGCUACACUUACUUUAAAUCUGCAUGGCAUAUGACACUUGUAAAAAAACGCGCGCACAUUAUAGAAACGUAUUUUUUGGGAAAAAGCGAUAGCAGAAAAAAAUUCAAAGUGUGGUGAAAAUACGAUUUACGCAUCUUAACUGUGUAAAGUCAGCUGCGGCUGUCAAAAGUUGGCGUGCGUGGUGAGAAUUAUUGUGGGCCGAUUCGCCGAAAACAAAACAAGCACAACAAACAGAAUUAUGAACAUUCAUUUGUCAACAAACAGACACUAACCAAGAUUGUGUGAUAACACGUACGUGUGUGUGCGUGCGUGUGUGUGAUACAUAAUGAAUCGUUACGGUUAUGGAUCGACCAAUCGCCAGAGAGGCGGCUUUCUGGAACCACAGAUGCCGCCAUUCUUCAACCGUUACUGCCCGAUGCCCUACAAUAAUUAUUCACAGUUUAAAUACAAUAACUACAACAAUAGUUGUAACUAUGGGCCUAUGGGUCAAACCGGCCACAAUCACUACUGCGAUCCACACAUGCCACCCUGCCAGCAUUCUCAUGGCGGUUGGCAGCCGCAAACUCCACAGGCUUCAGUUCCAAAAUCGACACUGGCAUCAGAAAAUCAGGAUGUUGUCACACUUAUAGUGGCGAAUAACAAUCUGAAACGUAUGACAGUGCGGCAUCUGGAUAUCAUGCAGCAGCAGUCAGAACGUCUGCUGGCCAAAGAAAAAGAAAAGGAGGAGCAAAGUGAAAAGAUUAAAACCUUGUUUUCGCAAAAUCAAGACCUGAUGCAGCAGAUAGCUGAGCUAGGCCAGACCAUUGAGGACUUGCACAAGCAAAUGCGUCAGAGCAGGAAACGCCCCGCUAGUGAGGACGACGAGGAGCGGCAGCGGAGUACUCCCAAGGCGAAGCUUUCUUGCCACGUGGAGACACAAACACAAUGGCUAGAAGAGCCGCCACAGAAUCAAUUGCAGUCGCAUCCGCCUUUAAAGCAGAAAGUGCUGGUCACAAGCGUUACGGAGUUGCCGCCCACGACACCAGCGGGGCGUGUCGUCUUUAAUGGCGGUAAAAAGGUUAGCACACUAUUCUUGCACCGCGUGAAUCAGGAAACUACGAGUCUGCAGCAAUUGGAAGAGGAGCCCCACGCGCAUGAGGAACAGCAGGAGCACGGGGAACUCCAGGAGCACGAGGAACAGCAGGAGCACUAUGAAGAUGGGAUUCACGAUGGUGGCGAUGACAACAAUGAGGAGCUAGAGCUUGUAAUUACGCAGGACGCAGAUUCGGAUGUGGAGGAAGAGACGGAAGCAGAUGAGAUGCAAUUAAGAAUGGAAGAGGAGGAAGCGGAAGAAGAAGCAGCGACUGAUGAGCCAGAUGAGUAUUUGUAUCACGAUGCGUUGGAGACUCAGGAAAUGCAAGUUGUAGAGGAAACAGUCAUUGGCGCUGAAGAGGAGCUGGAAAUUGAUGACAGCUAUAUUGUUAACAAUGGCCACAGUUUCGAAGAAGAGGUGACUGUCGAACAGGUGGAUGAAGACGAAGGGGGAGUCGUUAUAAGCAAUUUGCUAUGGCAGGACAAAGCGUCGUUCACGACGGAUAAGCUUAAUCAGCCUGAGUGCGAAUCAGAGUCACAGCAAACUAAUCCAAUCCAGGAAGAGGAUUUGCUGACAAAUAAUGUGCAUCAUGAGGAAGAUUCGCUGACAAAUAAUGUGCAUCAUGAGGAGGAUUUGCUGCCAAAUAAUGUACAUCAUGAGGUGGAUUUGCUGCCAAAUAAUGUGCAUCAUGAGGAUGAGAAAGUGGAACAGAAACCACUGAAUAAUAAGCGAGGUCUCGCACAGACGCCUUACAAGCUGAGGCUGCCUAGAAAAUCAACUCGAACUGAUGUCCGAAGCAAACUGCAUAUCCUUAAGGCGCGUAAUUUCCGGCAGCUUUUCUCAGAGACGGAACAAAUAACGAUAGCAAAUGCACCUCACGAGGGCCCUAAAUUAGUUCUGGGAGAUCUGCUGCACGAUCACCAUAAAAUAGGAUUAAUGCGAGACCUAGAACUGAUGCGAAGGCAUAAUUUACAAGAUGAUUCGCAACUGGCACUGAAAGCACGUGAAUUGGAGGCGGAGCGCAAGCGGGCACGGGAGCUGGAGAUAGAAGAGCGAAUUAAGGAACAAAAGCAAAAGCUGGAUAAUGAAAAGAAGCAAAGGAUGCAGGAAUCACAAGAACAUGAGCAACUUGAGUUGCAAAAAGAGUGUGAGCUGCAAAAGAAGCGGGAACGGCAAAAAAAGCGUAAGCUGCAGAAAAAGCGUGAGCUUAAAAAGAAUCGUGAGCUGCAAAAAGAGAUUGAACGUCAAAAGGAGCUGCAGAAUGAGAGUGAGCUUCAAAAGGAUUGUGAGCUGCACAAAGAGCAUGAUCUUCAAAAAGAGCGUGAGCUACAUAACGAGAGUGCGCUUCAAAUAGAGAACACAUUGCAAGAGAAGCGGGAACUGGAAGAGCGUGAGCUCCACAAGGAGAGUGAGGUGCAGAAAGAGCGUAAGCUGCAGAAAGAUAGUGAUUUGCAGAAUGAGAGUGAGCUGCAGAAAGAGCCUCAGCUGGAGAAGGAGCCUGAACUGGAGGAGCGAGAGCAGCAGAAAGAGAGUGAGCUUCAAAAAGAGCGUGAGCUGCAGAAAGAGAGUGAACUGGAGAAGGAGGUUGAGCUGCAAAAAGAGCUGGAGGUAGAGAAGGAGAGUGAGCUGCAGAAAGAGCAAGCAGAGCGUGAACUGGAGAAAGAGCCUAAGCUGGAGAAAGAGUCUGAGCUUCAAAAGGAGACUGAGGCUCAAAAUGAUGGUGAGGAGCAAAAGCAACGAGAGCAGCUAGAGCUACAAAGACAGAAAAAAGAAAGUGAACUGCACCAGGAGCGUGAGCGUGAACGUGAAAACCCAAAACAAAGUGAACCAUUAACGCCAGAUCCAGACAUCGAAGAGACAAUGCGCAAGCUGCAGGAACACCUUCAAAAGCAACAGCAGAAACUUCAAAACUGCCAACAACAGCCAAUGGUUCGCCUUAAGAAAUCCACACUGCAUACUAGAAUUAGUAGCAGCGGCGCGCCACUCAUCUUUCCACCGAUUGCCCCAGCAACUCUCACACCAGCGGCGUCGCCUACGAAUGCCGCUUCGCCCAAGCCCAGCAGCAAGCUCAACAGUCCUGCAGCAGCAACAGCAACAACAACAAUAAAUACAACUAUACAGACGCCACUAACGCCGCAAUCUAUCAGCAGUGUGGGUAGUGGCAGCAACAGUAGCAGCAGUAGCAGCAGCAACCACGGCAACGACAACAGCAGCAAUGGCAAGAGCACGAGCACGAGCACGAGCACAAUUCUUAACAACAACAACACCGACACGUUUAGGUACAGAAGUUCUUACUACAACAGUCCAGCAAGUCAGCAUGAGCUCUUCCGUACUUCCAAUUUUCCGUAUACGACACGCUCGUGGGAGGAUCAGGAGAUACACUGCGAUAAUGAGUUUUUUCUGGAAGAGGCCGAUGAGUUGCUGGUAGAUGAUCCCGAACUAGAGAUACCUGAGUGGCGUGUGGUUAAGUACAAGCCAUCAACCAUAGACCACAAAAAAGAGUCGAUAACCGAUGCUGACUUUGUGCGUCGCCACGAAAAGCAUGUUAAGGAUGAGAUUGAGCGCAAGAAGCGGGAUGCGCGCUAUUUGCGCGAACAAAGCCGUAGCGAGCAGCUGCGUAGUCGUCACAAUCAGGAUGUGGUACUGGUGCAACUAGAUCCUCUGCCCACGUCCACAUUUUAUCCAUUGCCCGAGGACAUUGAAAGCUUACAGUAUGUCACCGAUGUGCCGGUGCAAGCGUUUGGUGAGGAUAUUGUAAAUAUGCGCGAUAAGGCCGGAUACUUUGUGCUGCCUUGGCUGGAAGCGGGGCAAGCAACAACGCCCGAAGCCAAGGCUAAGGCAGAUGCGCUACCCGUGGCCACAUUGGCCAGCAAAAAGUUACCCUUAACGGCGGCUGAGAAAAGCCAUCAGGAGAUGAACUCGUCCUAUGUGUUUCUCAAGCGACGCAAGCGUCAGCAACGACGCUGAAACGGCUGAGAUAAAUAUAAAAUUAUUUUUUUUUACACAAUUUUUUUUUUAUUAAUUUUAAGUUUAAAGUUUAAACAGUCGUUAGUUUCUAGAGACUCUAAAGCAAUCAUGCAAAUUUACGUAAGACAAAACAUUUAUGUUAAAUAUUUAUAACAAAGAUGGAGAACUACAACAAUAAUCAGCAUCUCGGCUUCAUCACAGCCUCAGCAGCAAGAAAAAUUAUUAGCAAAAAAGCAGAGCGGAGCUAUCAAUUGGCUAGGCAAGAUCUUCAAAUUUCUAUUAUACAAUACAUACAUUUGUAACAUUUUACAAAACAGUUGAUAUAUUAUAAUUUUUAAGCAAUUCCAAAAUGUCAACAAUUCAAUUCAAUAGUGUUUAUUUAAUUUACAGCUCUGUAUGCUUUGCACACACCCACACAUUCAUACUUAUUAUGUUUGAUGUACUAUAUCCAUGCAUUAACCAUUUUGUAUGCAAUUUCAUUUGCCACAACUAUUGUAUUUGUUGAAAAGAAACGAUGCUUUUUUUUACUGAUAUUUUUUAUUUUGUGUGCAUGUGAGCGUUAAAUUCGUUACUCAGGUAUGUGUGUAUGCGAGCGUGUAUAUUGUUCAAUUUUUAUAUCGUGAAUGAGCGUGUGUGUAUAAAUGCAAUUUUCUUAAGUAGGAGAAAAACAUUAAAUAAUUUUAUGUUUAGCAUAAAAAAAGCAUCGUAUCUCUCUCA